AAACGGGGUCACCUCGCCGCUGCCACGCGCCACCCGCGCCGCUCGCCCACAUCGAGUCCUCCGCCCCCCGCGCGGGCGCACCUCACUUCACUACCCCGGUCCACCACCCUCCGCCUCGCCUAUCGCCGUCGCAGCCAUGGUCUCCCUCCGCUUCCCCACCGCCGCCGUCCCCCGCCUCCCGCCGAAGCCGGUGCCCAACGGCGUCACCAUCGCCGCCACGCUCGCUGCCGCGGCGGCGGCGGCGGCAGCAGCAGCGGCCAGCCUGACCCUCACGGCCAAAUCCGCGGGGCGGCCGGUCCCGCUCCCCUCCCCUUCCGCCCCUCUCUGGGCCUCCCUCUCCCUGGCCGACGGGGCGGCCCCCGGCUCCGUGGAGCCCCGCACCGGCGCGGCAUUCCCCACCGAGGACGCCGCCGGGCGCCGCCUCCUCGGCGUCGGCCUCCGGAAGACCAGCGUCCUCGGGCUCAAGUCCAUCGACGUCUACGCGUUCGGCGUGUACGCGGAUGGCAACGAUUUGGAGCAGCAGCUGAAGGAGAAGUACCGGAAGUUCUCGGCCUCUGAACUGAAGGGAAGUGCUGAGCUGAUCAACGACGUGCUAGGGCAGGACAUUCAGAUGACGGUCAGACUGCAGAUUGUAUACGGGAGGUUGAGCAUUCGCUCGGUUCGCAGCGCGUUCGAGAAGAGUGUCGGAAGCAGGCUUCAGAAGUUUGGUGGACAGGACACCAAAGAGUUGCUUCAGAGUUUUGUUGCGCUUUUCAAGGAUGAAUACAAACUACCUAAGGGGUCUGUGAUUGAGCUUUCCAGGGAAUCAAACCAUGUGCUUAAAAUUAGCAUUGAAGGCGAGGAAGUGGGGAGCAUCCAGAGCAAACUCUUAUGCAGGUCUAUCUUAGAUCUUUACAUUGGAGAUGACCCCUUUGACAAAAGUGCAAAGGAUAACGUCCAGGAAAAUAUAGCUAGCAUUCUUCAAAGUUAGAAGGGAUGUUUGAGGUUAAAUAGUCCUGGGAAUUUUUCAGGGAACUCAUAUUUUUGUUCCAGCAGAACUCAUUCUACAACCAUGUAUAUCUGGCCCCAAUGUUAUUUUCUACUUGCUUAUAUAUCUGGACUCAAGUUCCUUGCACAAAGGAGGCAGAAUGAGAUACUGCUGCACGACCCAAA
Panicum hallii is the source of this 1152-nucleotide messenger RNA. Its product is annotated as fatty-acid-binding protein 1. Gene Ontology annotation, molecular function: intramolecular lyase activity. The coding region runs from base 137 to 970 and encodes 277 amino acids. The transcript is spliced from 4 exons. The record is from RefSeq and is a predicted model, not a curated record. Lineage: Eukaryota; Viridiplantae; Streptophyta; Magnoliopsida; Poales; Poaceae.